AUGGCUUCAAACAACGUUGCAAUCAUCGGUGCUGGACUCUCGGGCCUCGCACUGGCACUUGCUCUGCACAAGCAAUCUAUCCCAUGCACUAUCUACGAAGCCCGCUCAGCCUCCCUCGAUAUCGGCGGCGCCAUAAUGCUGUCCCCCAACGCCUUGCGUAUCCUCGACGCACUCGACGUCUACGAAAAGAUCAAGCCGCGUGGUUUUGAGUUCACCAAUCUAUACUUCUACACCGACAAGCCACUCGAUUCAUACGAGUUCGGAGACCGGGAGAAAUAUCAGUACGACGCACUGCGAAUCUACCGGUACGAGCUGAUUGAUGUGCUUCUUACCGCGAUCAAAGAGAAGGGCAUUCCCAUCGAGUACGGCAAGAAAUUCACUCGCGUCCUGACCGAGUCUGAGACGGAAGUCACUUGGGAAUUUGAAGACGGCCAGAUUGGUCGAGCAACCUGCCUGGUCGGAGCGGACGGGAUCCAUUCGCGAGUUCGGAAGUAUCUCUAUCCAGACCUGGAGCCGCAAUUCACCAAUGCAGUGGGUGUUACUGCUGCCGUUCCGACAAGUCAACUCACGGGUACGGAUACAUAUGAAAUGCCCGUGACAAUCAUGCACCCCAAACAUGGCGCCUUUGUGAUCGCAAAGCAGCUCCCCGAUGGCUCUGAAGUCCUUAUCGGAAAACAGAAACGCGCUGCUCAACUCGACCGCGAAGGAUGGAAUAAACUACUGAACGACAAGCAAUGGUGUGUGGACUUCCUGCGCGAAGGAGCAGAAUCUUUCCCCGAAAUCGUGCAAUCGUCCGUUUCCAACAUUCCGUUGAACAAGAUCAAUCUUUGGCCGUUUUAUGUGGUCCCUAAGCUUGACACUUGGGCGUCAAAGCACUCGCGAGUGGUAAUUCUUGGUGAUGCAGCUCAUGCAAUUCCCCCAACAGCUGGGCAGGGUAUCAACCAGGCCUUUGAGGAUGUCUAUAUCUACUCUUUGAUCCUUUCCAAGUGCCAACAGCACAACUUGGAGCAGGGGCUGAAGGUUUGGCAGAAGGGCCGCCAGGAAAGAGUUGACCGGGUUCUCGACCUCAAUGCACAGAUUGAUGCGCGAAGAAUGCCGAAAAAUCCCCAGUCUGCCCCUUCGGACUUGGAUACGAAACCGUUUGACCUGGCGUGGCUGUACAGUCCUAACUUUGAUGAGAUGGCAGAGAGCUGGCUGGAAGCAGUUGGUAUUGUUUAA
Molecule: messenger RNA, 1218 nt
Organism: Penicillium cataractarum
Lineage: Eukaryota; Fungi; Ascomycota; Eurotiomycetes; Eurotiales; Aspergillaceae
Product: FAD-dependent oxidoreductase
Exons: 1
Coding region: 1-1218 (405 amino acids)
Biological process (GO): secondary metabolite biosynthetic process
Molecular function (GO): FAD binding
Source: RefSeq, a predicted model, not a curated record